Culex pipiens pallens (northern house mosquito) is the source of this 492-nucleotide messenger RNA. RefSeq lists its product as uncharacterized. The transcript has a single exon. The record is from RefSeq and is a predicted model, not a curated record. NCBI's taxonomy places the organism in Eukaryota, Metazoa, Arthropoda, Insecta, Diptera, Culicidae. The coding region runs from base 1 to 492 and encodes 163 amino acids.
AUGAAGCCGCAGGUUGUGCGGCCGGAUGUUCCCCAGGCGAGUGUGCACAGUAUAAAACGGAUUUCCGACGGGAUUGGCCAGUUGAUUGCGAAUGCCAGUGCGGAUUUGGGGCCGCAGAAUACGAUUUUGGAGCUGGAGUCGGAGAAGGCGGAGCUGGUGAGGACGUUGAACGCGCAAAAGCUGGAGAAUAACGAGUUGAGGUUGCGGUUGAGGAACAACCAGUCGACGAUGGAGGAGCUGCGGAAUGAGAUCGAUAAGCUUAGGGUGGAGAACAGCACGAAGGUGACAAGCGAGCUGGGUCCGAUUCAGGAGCAGCUGCAGAUGCAAACGCAGGCCGUUGGUGUGAUGGUGGGGAAGAAGGCUGAGUUGAUGGGGACGGUUGGCAACUUUUGUUUGCAGCGCAUCGGAAGGAGUUUUCCUGCUCCUGAUGAGAUCGGUGGCAAAAAAGAAAAUAGCUCCAGCUGGUAUGCGAGCGGAACUAAACAGGAAUAG